AUGAAAUCAACGUUGAAGUCGCUUCUUUGCGACAAGUUCUGGUACUGGGACUCGAAUGACGAAUCCUGGAUCGAAUUCAAGACAAACGGCACGGGGAAUCUCUUUGCCCGCCGCGAGUUUUGCAUGUUCAUCGCCGCAGAGUUCGACUGGAAAGCCCAGAAUCCCGAGAUACUUGACUCCGAAAUCGAUACACGAAGCUCUCCAGUGUGUCAAUGUGAGAUAGAAAUAUCUCUGACCAAUCGCUACAGUCCUUUUUUUUCGCCGUUCAAAAAGAACAAACCGGUCGUAGUUGACAAGAAACAAGGCAACGCUGCGGUCAAUUCCUUACGUCUCUCUGACGACGCCUUCACCUCCCGGAAAUUUGCCAUCCGCAUCGAGAAAGGCGAGUUUAUCACAGGUGAAGAUAAGAAACUAGGAUUGUCCACUUCGGCUGCGGCGAACUUCGCAUACAGGCUUGUCUUCGAUUCGUCCCCGUAUCCCCCACAAAAUAUGUGGAAAGAAGAUACCUCGGGGGAUCCAUUGGGUAAACUUCGGAUCUGGGAAUGGAAUGAGUUUUGUGCACAGCGAGAGCCACGGAGUUCAUGGGCGUGGAAGAUCUUCGGAAGAUUCUUUGGAUAG
Molecule: messenger RNA, 618 nt
Organism: Penicillium cosmopolitanum
Lineage: Eukaryota; Fungi; Ascomycota; Eurotiomycetes; Eurotiales; Aspergillaceae
Exons: 2
Coding region: 1-618 (205 amino acids)
Source: RefSeq, a predicted model, not a curated record